Pollicipes pollicipes is the source of this 594-nucleotide messenger RNA. Its product is annotated as serine/threonine-protein kinase pakG-like. Lineage: Eukaryota; Metazoa; Arthropoda; Thecostraca; Pollicipedomorpha; Pollicipedidae. Bases 1 to 594 code for a protein of 197 amino acids. The transcript is spliced from 4 exons. The record is from RefSeq and is a predicted model, not a curated record.
AUGUCGUCCCAGAACCCGUUCCCGCCGUCCCGUUCCGGACUGAGCUUCGAUCCGAGCCUGGUCGACAGCCGGCGGCCGCCGCCGCGGCAGGGCCGGGAUGCCAACAGCAACCUGGCCUUCCUCGGCUUCAUCAUGGCACUGCUGGACACCGUCAUCAAUAUCGUCUCAAUGAUCAACAACAACAAUAAUAACAACAAUAACAAUGAUAACAACAACAACAACAAUGACAACAACCUCAACAGUGUCGACGUAAAUAGCAUGAAUAUGAACAACAACAUGGUGAUGGGCAAGAUGUCGGGCUGGAGCUGGCUAGACGAGGUGAUGUCCUCGCGGCUGGAGGCGAUCUGGAGGUGGAGCAAGGCCAUCGCGCGGCACCACCCGACGUGCAUCACCAGGCUCGUCUGUGAAACGCAUCGGAUGAGCGACCACCACUCGGGCCUCACCUAUCUGGUGACCACUUUCCUAAGUUCGGCGUCCAGCUUCCUGUUAGCCGAGGCGUUCCAGCCGCAGCUGUCGCUGUCGGAUGUCACCGAGGCGGCGCGCUUCGGCCGCCAGCGGCACAACUGCUACCCGCUCCAGUGUCGGCUUCUGUGA